This is a messenger RNA of Vitrella brassicaformis, 1589 nucleotides long. Lineage: Eukaryota; Vitrellaceae. The record is from the annotation of a GenBank genome assembly.
ACGCGAUCUUGGUAAAUUCACGAAAGGCGUCACACACAUGACACAUACACAGACAGCAUACACAGACAGAGGGACGCGCACAUGCACACGUCAGUGAUCGAGUGCAUCAUGCAUUCUCCGAUGUUCUUUACACAAUUAAGUACAAAGGGGCCGGGCCAGCCGCUCUAAUUCAAUUCGUCUGCCGCCCCAUUUCUUCCUUCAAUGGCCAGUGUCUGUCAGUCUAAUUAGCACCGUAGACUAGACGAGGGGCGGCGAACGAUCGAUAUACACCAACAGCAACCAAGCAAGGCAAGCAAUGAGAGGGGCACCGGACCGGACGUUGGUUGUGUUGGGUGCGUGCCGUUCGAACUAUUGGUUCGCCAGCACAUUCACCAACCUGCAGUGCACAAGGAAGGGAAUGGAGGGAGGGAGGCCAGAUACACGUGCGUGGCGUGGCGUGUCCGGCAGCUUCCUUCCCUCCUUCCUUACCAGUCGAGUCCCUCCUGUAUGCCCCUGCCCUUGAGUGCCGACGUCUGGAAUAUCGCCCACUGACGAUUCCGGAUGUUGGUCAAACCCAGCCCCUCUGACACCUACACACAUACACACAUACACACGUCGUCUGUCACUGUCGUGCCUGCCUGCCUGCCUGCCUGCCUGCCUUGUGUAUGAGUGUCUGCACAGCACCUGUGCGGCCGUCAUGGCGCCCGGCAGAUCCUGUUUGUUAGCAAACACGAGCAGGGUCACGCCCUUGAGCUCCUCCUCCUACACGACACACAUGCACACGGACAGACAGGCCAGUCGGGACUGCGUCGUGUCAUCAAGGUACGUACUGCUGGGGGAGAUGUAUUGUAUGGUCCCUCCCUCCCUCCCCUGCGUGGGGUGAGUGGCUACGGCACGCAUACCUCAAGCAUGAGUUGUAGUUCUUGUCGAGAGUCGGGGAGCCGCUCGGCGUCGGCACUGUCCACCACAUAGAUUAUCGCAUUCGUAUUCGGGUAGUAACACCGCCAAUACGGCCUGCAGCAACCAACCAGACCAAGGGGACCACAACCAAGACCACAGUAGUGCCUGCCUCUCUCUCUCUCUCUCUCUCGCGUGUGUGUGUGUGUGUGUGUGUGUGCAUGGGGCAGCCCAGUGCAGUCGGCCCCGCCCGGCCACCGACCGUAUGGAUGUUUGUCCGCCGAGGUCCCACACUUGGAAUUUGAUGUUCUUGUACUGCACCGUCUCGACAUUGAACCCUAUCGCUGCGUUAACACACACCCCGCAGCACAGCAGGCAUCGCAUCCAUCUUGCUGCGGGCAGUGUGCGGCUCGGCUUGGUUCUGCUCACUCGGUAUUGUUUGGACCACCUCGUCCAUCUGCAACCGAUCUGAGCACACACGCAGAAAAACACUCAAGAUUGCUGCGCCGAUCCAGCACUCAGUGAUCUGUCUGUCUGUCUGUCCCGUGUGUUUGUUUGUGUAGGUCUUACAGAGGAUGGUGGUCUUGCCGGCAUUGUCGAGCCCGAGGAUCAGGAUGCGGACCUCUUUGGCGCCGAAUAGCCUCUGGAACAGCUGGGAAAAGAUGAUGCCCAUCUUACCAUUCCAAUCUGGCUCCUCCUUCUCUUGAGAUGAC